AUGAAUUGUUUUUUAUAUUUAGGUACAUAUCCAUAUGUAACUUCAUCAAAUUGUAGUAUUGGUGGUGCAUGUACAGGUCUUGGUUUACCACCAAAAUAUAUCGGAGAUAUUUAUGGUGUUGUGAAAGCUUAUACAACACGUGUUGGUGAUGGUGUAUUUCCAACUGAACUUAAAAAUGAAAUUGGUGAACAUUUACAAACACGUGGUCGUGAAUGGGGUGUAACAACAGGUCGACGACGUCGUUGUGGUUGGCUUGAUCUAGUUUUACUUAAAUAUACAAAUAUGAUUAAUGGAUUUACAGCAUUAUGUUUAACAAAACUUGAUACACUUGAUGAAUUAGCUGAAAUCAAAAUUGCAACAACCUAUAAACGAAAUGGUGUUGAAAUACCAAAUUUUCCUGCAUCGGUUGAUACAAUGCAUGAUAUUGAAGUUGAAUAUGUUACUUUUCCUGGUUGGCGAGGACGAUCAACAGAAGAAUGUCGAACAUUCAAAUCACUUCCUAAUAAUGCAAAACUUUAUGUUCAAUUUAUUGAACAAUAUCUUGGCGUACCUGUGAAAUGGAUUGGUGUUGGUAAAGAUCGUAUGGCAAUGAUUCGCGUCUUUUAA
Molecule: messenger RNA, 606 nt
Organism: Adineta steineri
Lineage: Eukaryota; Metazoa; Rotifera; Eurotatoria; Adinetida; Adinetidae
Source: the annotation of a GenBank genome assembly